Ipomoea nil (Japanese morning glory) is the source of this 1442-nucleotide messenger RNA. Its product is annotated as probable WRKY transcription factor 53. Gene Ontology annotation, biological process: regulation of DNA-templated transcription. Bases 70 to 1119 code for a protein of 349 amino acids. Gene Ontology annotation, molecular function: DNA-binding transcription factor activity; transcription cis-regulatory region binding. Gene Ontology annotation, cellular component: nucleus. NCBI's taxonomy places the organism in Eukaryota, Viridiplantae, Streptophyta, Magnoliopsida, Solanales, Convolvulaceae. The record is from RefSeq and is a predicted model, not a curated record. The transcript has 3 exons.
AACAAAACCAUAUAUUUAUUCGUACCCCGCCACCUUCUUCUUUGAUCCCAUUCUUAAUUGACAAUUUUGAUGGAAAAGGAAGUUGGUGUGGAUGGCGAGUUUAAUCUGAAUGACCUGAUAAUGAGCGAGUUAUUACAGGGAAGAGACGCUGCUAAGCGCCUCCAUAUGUGCCUGCAGAAUAAUGCAGCAUUAUUGUCAUCUUCUUCCCAAGAUUGGAGCUGUGAAGUGCUGGCAAAUAAAGUUCAGUGUUCGUUGGAUAAUGCGCUUUGCAUGUUAAACCAUGCCGCCGGACGAAAUGAAUCUUCUGAUAGCGACCGUGAAGUUAGAGACGCUACUUCUGGCAGAAGGAGAAAAGCCGCGGUUUGGACAGACCAUGUUCAAGUCAGUCAUGGUGAAGGCCUCGAAGAAGCCCAUGACGAUGGCUAUAAUUGGAGAAAGUACGGCCAGAAAAAAAUUAUGGGAGCCCAAUUUCCCAAAGGCUAUUACAGAUGCAGUCAUCUUUAUUCCCGAGGAUGUUUAGCCAAAAAGGAAAUCCAAAAAUCCGACGACGACCCCACCGUUUUUAACGUCCGUUAUCGAGGAAAUCAUACUUGUAACAACCCGAGUCCUCGACUGCAAUCGCCGCCGCCGCCGAGGACACUUGACAAUGAAGAACCCCCCAGCACGUUACAGACUCAACAGGAGGACAAUCUUUUGAAUUUACGAAGGAAUCUCAAAAUCAAAACUGACAAUAUAGAGGCCAGUAGCCAUGGCCGUGAUGAAAACCCAUUUCCUUCUUCUUCUUAUGAUUUUGCUUCAAGCUCGGGGGGCAUUAAGGUUGGUGAGAUCCACUGCGGUUUUCCGCAGCCUCCGACGACGACGGUGGUCGGAAACAGUUUCGUGUCGCCAGCCACGUCUGGAUCCAGCUGUUUUACAAUGUCACCUACUACUACUACUACACAAAACCUUGGAAGCCAAUUUGUGCCGACAACCUCAGACCUUGAAAUGAUAAUGGAGAUUCCUACGGCAACCUCAGGAACAAAUUCCCCAGUUGUCGGCAUGGGAUUCCCGUUCGAUGCUACGAUGGCUUUUGACUUCACUUUCACUUUUCAUAAUAAUAAUCCUGGAUUCUUUGACUAGAAUUCCCUUCAACCCACCCCAGGCCAUCCUAUCCUUGGCGCCAAAAACUGCAUCUAUCCCAGAGGAUAUAAACGCGCAUUCAAGUAUAUAUAUGCAUAUAUGCAUGGCUGAUCAAGAAUAUUUUUGCAUGCAUUAUAUUAAUUGGGAUUUCAUAAUCUGAGUUUUGGUUGGUUAGCUUCAGAAUUUCAAUUCCUAUGUCUCUUUCACAUUGGAUUUUUCAAGUAAAAAUCUGUUGUACGUGUUUUUUGUUAGUUUAAUUUCUAGUGCUGUACUGUUGUAUUAGUUUGUCUAUCAAAUUGUGAUAAAUUACUGCCGUUGAUCAA